AUGCAGUACAGCGACGAUCUUGUGCUCGGCGGCCGUCCUGCUUCUAUCUGGCUGCCUGGGGAGGGCGCUCUCGGAACACGCAUGUCAGCAUACCCAUAUGCUUUCAGCUCGCGCAAGUUGUCGAGAAGUGUUUUGGGACUGCCACUCGGUUCGGGCCCGGUGGUUGUUGACGUGCCAGCACCCGGCGAGCUUAUCCGCUGUGAGAUUCCUACGGCUGUUACCGCUCGUGCUGCCGUCCUCGUCCACGGUCUGCUUUGCUCGCGCCUAGAUUUGGCGCAUGUUGCUGAAGCACUUGUAGCCAAAGGUUUCACAGUGGUGGCUCCAGAGAUGGACGAUUCUGUCAGCCAUGAGGAAGCUGUGUCGCCUGGUGGCUUUGUGGGUGAGCUGUUGAACCGCGAGGCCGGCGAGGUCCAGCGUUGCGAGGUCGUCCGCAAGGCCGUGGCCUGGCUUCGAGAGCGGGGUGCUGAGCAGAUCGGACUUGUGGGGCACUCCCGGGGUGGAGUGACCAUCUCCCAGCUGGACGGAGACUUCUGCCGAGUCAACAUCGCAGGCUUCCAGCCACCUCCGGUCAAUCCCGAGGAGACCUUCUCUCUUUCGGCGCGCCGUGCGCCUAUGCUCAUCAUCUGCGGGCAAGAUGAUGAGGUGUGCACGCGGCCGCCGCUUUCCAUGGAAUAUGUGCAGGACACGGUUAAGAGACUGCUGCCAGAGGCACAGACCUGGUAUCCUGCAGGCGUGGGCCACUUCUCUGUCCUGAACCCCGGCGUGGUAGCUGUUUGGCAGCCACUUCUGGGGCUUGCGGGCUUCCUGGCUCCCGAGCCUGCGGGGCCGGAGCUCUCGCAAGCAGUGGCCGAGCGCGUGGCGGCGUUCCUGGUAGAUACUGUGGACCCUGGCUUUGGGAGCACAAGUUCAGAUUCUGGCGUACCCGAACUGGAUUCCAAUACGGUUCCUCGACACAGAGAUGCCUCCGACUUCGACAAACAAGCUCAUGGGAUCGUGAAGGCGAAGCUACCCUGGAAGGUUUGGAGUCUUCAUGAACUGGUCCUGGCCAAGAUCCUCAUUGAUGCGUUUCAGCUUCGCCUCGUGGACCUAGCCGCCAUCCUCCGAGUAGCUGACUGCGUGCUGUCUGCCCGGGAAGAUGAGGAGGUUGUGGUGGUCCUGUACGCUGGAGGUGCCCAUGCGCAUUGCGUGGAGGAGUUCUGGAGGGCCCAGUCUUUCACGAGUGACGACCUGCCAAAGCGCGGUCUCGUGGGCAAAGAUGACUGGGAAGACGACGAACCUCGCGGAUUGGUGCUGCCGAAAUAUUUGCACGAUUUUGACCUGCUCUUCCCCAAAGAGCAGGUUGAGGAAGCUGUGCCAGAGGGCGCAGAUGAAGAUGAU
Molecule: messenger RNA, 1377 nt
Organism: Symbiodinium pilosum
Lineage: Eukaryota; Dinophyceae; Suessiales; Symbiodiniaceae
Source: the annotation of a GenBank genome assembly